GUGUAAGUAUUAUGUUUAUUUCACUGCUCAACAGGUUAUUUUGAUUUAUAUUCCUGUUUAUGUUCAGUUGACACUAACAUCUCGAAUUGACAGCUAUAAAAUUUAUGUCAUUAUUAAAUAAUUAAUAAUGGAUUUCGAUACAAACAAAAAAAUAAAAAAAUGUUUAAGAAAUCGAUUUAAAUUUAAAUAUUUUAAAUCAAACAAACAACUUGAAGCAAUACAAACUGUUUUAAAAGAGAAAAAUUCUGAUGUACUGAUUAAUUUACCUCCUACAGCUGGCAAAUCUCUGUGCUUUCAAUUACCAGCCGUUUUAUAUGAGGAUAAUAAUGUUGCAAUUGUUUUUAUGUCGAAUAACAAUGCAUUAGAAGAGCAAGUUGAAUUUUUAAAAGAAAGAAAUAUUAGAGUAUGUUAUUUUCAUUCAAAACUUUCUAAAUUAGAGAAAGAAAAUUUUUUCAAUAAAUUAUCAACUCGUCAAGAAACACCAACAUUUAUUUAUAUUACUACUACUACAUGUGCUUCACAAGUUUACAAGGAAUCUUUUCUAACAUUAAUUAAAAAUUUGUAUGAGAAUAACUUGAUAUCCAUGUUUGUAGUUGAUGAUGCACAUUGUUCUAGUGAAAACACGAUAGAUUAUAAAAAAUUUUAUAAUGAAAUAAUUAAAAUAAGAAAAAAUUUUCCAAAUGUACGUUUGAUUGCACUGACUUCAAUAGGCACUGAAAUCAUCAAUGAAGAUAUUAAAAAGUCUUUGGGAAUGGUGAAUGCUGUUGAAUACAACGGAGAUUACAACUGGGUCCGAUCAAAUAUUUAUAUUGAUAUAAAAUAUAAGGAUAUUUUAAAUAAUCCACUUGAUGACGUAACAGAAUUGAUUAAUAAUUAUAUUGAAGCUAUGGAAAGUUUUUCAGGAAUAAUAAUUUGUCAAAAAAAUAAAGAUACGGUGAUGAUUGCUGAUGAAUUAUCGCGACGUGGGAUACCAACAGUGCCAUAUUUCACAAAAAUGAAAUUUACAGAUCAAACAAAAAGUAAAGAAAAGUGGAAGAAGAGAGAAGUCGUGAUGAUUGCGGCUACACACGGUUCUGCAGUGGGCCUUAACAAAGACAAUGUUGGUUUGGUGAUCCAUUGGUCGUUGCCAUCAACAAUUGAUCAAUACUAUAUUGAUAUUGGCAAAGCGGGACGACUAUAUGGAAAGGCCCAUUGCAGGAUCUAUUUCGGGCUGGAAGAUUGGCUAUAUGCACAGUUUAUAAUGAUGAGCAUGUCCAAGCAAAUUUUCUCAGGGUUUGAACAUGUUGUUAAUUUUUGUACUUCUGACAAAUGUAGACAUGUUUUAUACUCGGAAAGUUUUGGAUUCACAUGCGAAUCAUGCAAAAACCGUUGUGAUGCUUGUGGAAAUCAAAAUGACUAUAGAAAAGCUUUCAACAAAUUUCAAAUUGCUAUGCAACAACAUCAAAUGUUCAACGUUAUUAAAGAUGAACCCAUUUCUAAAAUUUACAUUUAUAAAAUUGGCCAAACUUUAUCUGAAAGACUCACUAAUUUUCAAGAAAGAACGUUUAAUUAUAGAGAAAAUAAUUAUCGUAUAUUGGCAUUUGCUUUGAUUAAAAACUAUAAUCGGGCACCAGAUACAGCCGAUAAACCACGAGAAUCUGUACUUGGUAUUCACAAAAAAGUUUUAUCACGAUUAGCAAGAAGUUUAGAAUACAUUGCAUUUUCCACCAAUAACAUAGACGACUACUUUCAAAAACUUCAAGUAUUGAGAAGGUCGAUUAAGAAGAAAACUGCAUCAAAAAUACUGUCUAAUUAUAUUAUUAACUAUAAAUAUUGGGGUGAAAAAUGCCAAAAAAAAAUAAUUAGUACAAAUAUCUUACAUUUAAAAUAAUUAAAAUUCGAUAUAACAUUCUUCGAAGUUAAAAAAAAAUUAUAUGCAAAUAAAAAUGUAUGAAAUCUAUAUUUUAAAUAAUAAUGUUAUUAAUAAUUAUUAAA
Messenger RNA from Cotesia glomerata, 1974 nucleotides. RefSeq names its product ATP-dependent DNA helicase Q5-like. The coding region runs from base 128 to 1870 and encodes 580 amino acids. Gene Ontology annotation, cellular component: cytoplasm; chromosome. Gene Ontology annotation, biological process: double-strand break repair via homologous recombination. The record is from RefSeq and is a predicted model, not a curated record. The transcript is spliced from 8 exons. Gene Ontology annotation, molecular function: four-way junction helicase activity; 3'-5' DNA helicase activity; ATP binding. NCBI's taxonomy places the organism in Eukaryota, Metazoa, Arthropoda, Insecta, Hymenoptera, Braconidae.